Lytechinus pictus (painted urchin) is the source of this 7595-nucleotide messenger RNA. Its product is annotated as double-strand break repair protein MRE11-like. Gene Ontology annotation, biological process: double-strand break repair via homologous recombination; telomere maintenance; mitochondrial double-strand break repair via homologous recombination. The record is from RefSeq and is a predicted model, not a curated record. Lineage: Eukaryota; Metazoa; Echinodermata; Echinoidea; Temnopleuroida; Toxopneustidae. The transcript has 19 exons. Gene Ontology annotation, cellular component: site of double-strand break; nucleus; Mre11 complex. The coding region runs from base 1309 to 3429 and encodes 706 amino acids. Gene Ontology annotation, molecular function: single-stranded DNA endonuclease activity; manganese ion binding; 3'-5'-DNA exonuclease activity.
GUAUUUGAAGCUGAACUCACACGGAAUAGACAGGAACUAGGACAUCACUCCAGGAAAAUACUGGUUAGUGACUUAUUCCUUAUAUUCUAGCUUCAGGUAUCAACCUAGUGGUCAAGCUGGGGGCGCGACCGCUACAGUAUCAUUCAUGGAAACAUUGUCGCAGUGCAGUCCCAUUAACUGGAUUUUGUGUAAUAUAACCAUGAUAUUGAUAACUAAAAUGAAACUUCUGGCUCCGGCGCCGCUCGAAUUCGUCAACAAAAUCGAAUAGGCCUAGAUUUAUGAUCCAAGUCCCUGCGUUUUUUUUUCGCUCUCGUUUUGCUGCAAGAUAAAUCAUAUUUAACUAAGUUUAAAAUGGAUAGCAUGAUUGAUCAUUGAUGGGCAGUGCUGUUCAAUGAACGUGUUCAAGUUCUUCUUCUUCUUCUUCAAGCUACACUGCCUCCUUCAAUCCUGAAGAUUCUUGCAGUAUUGUAGUACCGGGGACCGGCAGGUGCAAUACACCGGGUGAACACCCUACUCUUUGACGAAUAGUGUAUUGGUUUUAACGUGUAUAGGUUGUGACUCUCCUAUACACGGGGGACCAACAUUUGCGUCCUUUCCGAUGGAGUGUUUUCCAACUGCAUUCACACCCGCACUGAACACAGCGGUGAGGCACGUUAACACACAACGCUAGCAUCAGUUUUUUUGUUUUUUUUGUUAGACGUCUUCCGGCAUGCUGCGGGACUCGAACCCACGCACGUUGAGAUCUACGAUCUUUUCCGGAACAGGCGCUCUAACCGACUGAGCUACACUGCCUCCCCCUUCCCAGUUCAAUGAGGUCGAUGACGAUGUCGUCUUGUCGAUGUCAAAUGAAACUGAAAUUCUGAAAGUGUUGAUGACUCGAUGAAACUAAACUCUAAACUAAAGUCCAUUAUUUGUCAAUCGACUCAGACAUCGCUCACUCAUUUGUUUGUGCACUAAAUACUCACUAGUUUGUCUUCAGAUUCUACUUUUUUAAACUUUGCUGAAAAAAAAGUUACAGACACGGGUGAGUGUCGAGUCGUGGGACUGUGACAAGACAACGGUUAUUAUCACUUGUCUUGUCUUGACAAUGUAAUUGGAAAAUGACCUGGCCAUGCUAUGCCUAUGUUCAUGGGCUGGUGGGAAAUGAAAUUUUAUGACAUUGCAUUGUCAUUUCAUUGGUCUUCAGUUUGAAAUUAAAAACGACCUUUGCCACGUAGUACUCGGCUCAAACAUACUGGUCUCUCGGAUCUGCUUCAUGAAUUAAUUGGUGCUUCACAGUGACUGCCAAGGAGAACGACAGAACCUGCAAUGGCCAAUUCAUCCUCUGAAGAUUCCGAUCAGGAGGUUCAGCAACUACCUGGAAACCUUGAUGAUGGCGAUGCGAACACUAUCAAGAUCAUGGUAGCUACGGACUGUCACAUAGGAUACAUGGAGAAAGAUAACAUCCGACACAGUGACUCCAUCAACACGUUUGAAGAGAUCCUGCAGCUGGCUCGCAAAAACAAGGUUGACAUGGUGUUACUUGGUGGAGACCUGUUUCAUGAAAACAAACCUUCCAGGAAGUCCUUGCACGGGGUCAUGACCCUCUUCAGGAAGUACUGCAUGGGGGACAGACCGGUCCAGAUUGAGUUUCUCAGCGAUCAGAGCGUCAACUUUUCAGCCAGUCCAUUCCCCAAUGUGAACUAUGAAGAUCCGAACCUGAACAUUGACAUGCCUGUCUUCUCUAUACACGGAAACCAUGAUGAUCCUGCUGGGCUGGGUAAUCUGUGUGCUUUGGACAUGCUGAGUGUGUCGGGUUUGGUAAACUACUUUGGUAAGAGUACCUCAUUGGAAUCUGUAGAGAUCUCACCCAUCCUUCUCCAGAAAGGAACGUCCAAGCUAGCUAUCUUUGGCUUGGGUUCCAUACGAGAUGAACGUCUUCAUCGGAUGUUUCUAUCGGGGAAGAUAUCCAUGCUGAGACCGAAGCAGAAUGCGGAUUCCUGGUUCAAUAUCUUUGUCAUUCAUCAAAACAGAGCGAAGCAUGGAGAGCACAACUACAUCCCCGAGCAGUUCCUUGACAACUUUAUUGACCUGGUUAUUUGGGGUCACGAGCACGAAUGCCUGAUUGACCCAGUGUGGAAUGCAUCACAGAAUUUCUUUAUCAGUCAACCUGGAAGUAGUAUAGCCACUUCAUUAUCACCGGGCGAAGCAGUGCCAAAACACGUAGGUCUGUUGCAGGUUCGUGGUAAGGCCAUGAAAUGCACUAAGCUCAAGCUUGAGACCGUCAGGCCAUUCUAUCUAGAGGAUAUCACCCUCCAGGAUACCACACUCGAUCCAAACGACGUCAAGAUCUCAGAGAAAACAAUCGCAUUCUGCACUGAAAAGGUUGAAUCCUUGAUACAAAAAGCAGCCGACGAGCACACAGGGAAUAGAAAGCAGCCAGACCUCCCUCUCAUUCGACUUAGGGUGGACUACAGCGGGGGAUUCGAUACAUUCAAUGUUAAUCGCUUUGGUCAGAAGUUUGUUGGUCGGGUGGCAAACACCAAGGAUCUUAUCCGCUUUACAAAGAGAAGGGUACAACUCAAGAAAGAAGAUACCAAACCUGGAGAAGACUUGGGCGAGUUCCUCAAGCCAGAAGCUCUGGAAACUGAAAGAGUUGAAGACCUUGUCCGGAAGUAUUUCUCAGAAACAGAAGAGUCAAAGCAGCUGGAACUCUUGUCAGAGAAGGGUUUGGGCCAAGCUGUCCGGGAAUACGUUGAUAAGGAAGAGAAGGAAGCUAUCCAAGCUCUCGUUAAGCACCAGCUCACGCAAACUCAGGGUCAACUCAAGACCAGGAGAACAACGGAAGAUCACAUCGACGUCGAGCUGCAUCGAUUUAAAGAGGAGAGAAGACAAAUGAGUGAAGCAGACGUCACCAGUGAAGUCAAAGCAGCCAUUGAUGAAGAUCGAAGUCAGAGACCAGAUGCCUACUCCCAGGACUAUGGCGGAGACAGUGAUGACGACAGCAUGGUGACAGGCAAUGGGGACGCCUCCUCCAUGUCCACCAGAGGGCGUGGCAGGGGGAGGGGCGGGAGAGGAAGAGGAGCAGCUGGCAGCACCGCCACAAGAGGAAGAGGAAGCAGAGGUGGCAGGGGUAGCAGAGGAGGAAGAGGUCAAAGUUCAUCAAGUCGAGGGUCAGCAGCUUCCAAACAGAGUCUCCUGAUGACAUCCUUUGCAAACGCGUCUUCAUCAAGCAACAGAACCAAACCGGGAGCCAUUGCAUUUGAGGAUGAUGAUGUCGACGAUAUGGAUUCCAUGCCAGUGUCAAGAAACAAUAAAACAGCUAAACGGAAAACAACGUCAAAAAAUGUGAUUGAAAUCAGUGACUCCUCAGAGAAUGACAGUGAUGACCCGUUCAGUGCAAUGAGCUCGUCCAACCGGAGUCAACCUAAGAGAGGCAGACGGUACUAACAUCUCGAUACUGCAAACCCAUUCAUGCCUGUGGACUGAGAAUGCAAAGAUAGGACUUGUUACCAGUCCUAGCACUGCAGUUUGAAUGGUGGAAAUGUGCACAUUAAGAAUUAUAUGGACUGAGAAUGCAAAGAUAGGACAUCUUACAAAUCUGUUAGUGCAGGAGUCAAGCAAAGAGAGGCAGACGGUACUAACAUCUCAACACUACCAACCCAUUCAUGCCUAUUGACUGAGAAUGCAAAGAUCGGGCAUCUAACCAGUCUUUUAGUAUAGGAGUCAAGCAAAGAGGGAGAGACGGUACUAACAUCUCAGUACUGAAACCCAUUCACGUCUAUGGACUGAGAAUACAAAGAUGGGACAUUGUACCAGUCUGUUAGCACUGCUAUUUGUCUUGCACUCUACACAGUGCCUCAGCAAAACUGCAUAUGCUAAGCAAUAUGUGAUUGCCCUAGGAAACCACCGUUCUUUUGAGGCACCGUAUAAUUUCAGUACUACUUGAAGAAGUGCGUCCUUUGACACUUUUGAAGGUACAAUCUUGAAAUGCACAGUAGGCGAUCUAUAUCUAUGAAUCAUAAUCUGGCAUCUAUGACAUAACUGUAAACAUAAAUUUAGAGUUAGACAAAUAUAUCAUGCACUUUACCAACAAUUACUUUUUUUACCAUUCCAGGUAUGAGCUAAUCAAUUUUCUAUGGUAGGUUAUUUGGAAAAUUGCCAUUUGGUCUUCACCCACUUCGUCGUCUUUCCUAUUAAUCUCGUCCCACAUGCUCUAACCCUACUUCGUCUCCAAUCAAUUUUCCUAGUAACCAUUUGGUCUAAUUGCCAUUCAGCCCAUUUACGAACCAAAGUUUCAUUUGACAAAGUGCAACAUAAAAAGUAGAUGAAGAGGAGAUUAGACGUUCUAAUCUGGGCAUUAGAAUAAAUAAUAGUUGACCAAGUGAUGGUUCUAUGAAAUGGGCGGUAGACCGAAUUGGUAUUAGACCAUGUAGGUUAAGCCAUGAUACUGUUGGGCGAUCUAAGGAAAAGACCAUCUGUUAGUGGAUAAUAAUGUGAGAUGGUGUUGUUUUUUUAUAGUGUAUUCAUAUAUAUACGAGCAACUGAAAUUCAUUGUGGAAGUAUGUAUUGUAACAGUGUAGAAAUAAUAAACACUUUAUAAUCUCCUUGAUUUGAUAUAUGAAUGUAAACUAUCUGUUUGGAUCGUGUAUGUAUGUUCGACUUUGAAGAAAUUCCUCUUGAAAGAGGGGAAAAACACAUUUUUGAUAGGUAAUUUUGUCUGAAAUACUGCGCUGAUGGAAGCAAUUAUGCUCCCUGCCAAGGAAAGUUUCAAGGAGUUAUAUACGAUUCAGUGCACAGUCGGGCAGGAGAACAGUCUGGCGGACUCUUGGUCAAACUACUUCCUCGGUUUUCACCCAGUGCUCAUUAGACUUUGCUCUUACAUUAGUCUUUGAGUCAACACAUGGAAGAUAAUUCUUUUUAAGAAUAUAUCUAGUAUUGCAUUGCUUUGCUAGCAACAUAUGACAAUUAAUCCUACUCAUUACCAAAGUAUCUUAUAUAGAUUAUUCAGUCACAUUCCCAGAGCUAUACUUUCGAUUCACACGUCCAAUCUUGCUAUGAAUGAGUGAUAAUGUUUUAUAACAUUACCCACAUCAAGUAAAAACUAUUUCAUUAUAUUCAGCUUGCUUAUGAUCAGUCAUGCAUAAACUGUCAUCUUCGAACCUGCUUUAUACUAUAUUCGUACUGCCCACUGAAUCAAUUAGACUCUACACAUAAUUAUAAGUGAUAAUUUUUUUUUUGUCACUGCUUAUGUUGAGAAAUAUCCAGUGAUGCAAUGUGUUUGUGUAUGUUUUAAAUGUAACAUAUUGAUGUACUCAGAAUAACAAGGCAUUUUAGACCUUCUCUGUUUUUGCUGCAAUCACAUAUAAAUGGAAUUGAAUUAAAUUUGAGUUCCUCCACAUCAAGAGCAUGUAUAUGUACAAUCAUAUAACGAAGUAGAGCAUCUGAUUAAAGGUCAAGUCCACCUCAGAAAAAUGUUGAUUUGUAUCAAUAGAGAAAAAUCAGGCAAGCACAAUGCUGAAAAUUUCAUCAAAAUCGGAUGUAAAAUAAGAAAGUUAUGACAUUUCAAAGUUUCGCUUAUUUUUAACAAAAUAGUUAUAUGAACGAGCCAGUUACAUCCAAAUGAGAGAGUCGAUGAUGUCACUCACUCACUAUUUCUUUUGUUUUUUAUUGUUUUAAUUAUACAAUAUUUCAAUUUUUACGAAUUUGAUGAUUAGGACCUCCUUGCAUGAAGCACAAAAUGUUAAAAUAAUGGAAUUCCACGUGUUCAGGGAGGAAUGAAACUUCAUUUCACAUGACAAUGACGAGAAAAUCAAAAUAUUUCAUAUUUCAUAUAAUAAAAUACAAAAGAAAUAGUGAGUGAGUUAUGUCAUCAGUUCCCUCAUUUGCAUACCGACCGAGAUGUGCAUAUAACUGUUUUGUGAAAUGAAGCGAAACUUUAAAAUGUCAUAACUUUCUUAUUUUACAUCCGAUUUUGAUGAAAUUUUUAGUGUUAUGCUUGUUGAAUUUUUCUCUUUUUAUUCAAAUCAAGUUUUUGUUGGGGUGGACUUGUCCUUUAAGUAUUUGACACAAGACAAGCACCAAUGAACAAAUUGGAAAUUUAAAUCACAAUUUGGUGGUAACUUUUACGCUUUUAUACAGGGUAGGGUAAAAAAAUAAUAAUAAUUGGAGCUGACAAUCAAAUAGAUUUGAUACUUUUCAGGACUAAUGAGAUUCAUUGAUUUCAGAGCCAACUUGAAACUCAACUAAUACUUAUUAUAACUUUCCGUAUCAAAAGGCAGUUUCUGUGAAUACUGUCUGUUUUCAGCAACCGCACAAAAUCACUGUCCCUACUUAUACUGAGACCGUGAUAAAAACUGAACACUUGUUUCAACAAAUUGAUGCUUACAAUUGUUGGUCAUAGACUUACAGUCAUGUAUUUGUAGGGAAGUUCCCCCUGACGAAAAGUUUGUUGUAAAAAUAGCAGAUAAAUAAGUAAAAAAUAUCGUUGAAGGUUUGACAAAAAUCCAUCAAAGAUUAAGAAAGUUAUUUGAAUUUUAAAUUUUUGAUUUGUGACGUCAUAUACGAGCAGCUUCCCCAUAUGUUAUGUAAUGUAAAAUCCAUAAAUUUCAAUUUUUUAAUGGUUCUUGCCUUGGUGACUUAUGAUUUUAGUUCUUUCAGUAGUGGGCGUGAACUUAUUUGUCUAUUGAUAUACUGAAGGCACAAUAAACACUAUUUUCAAUUUUCUAAGAAAAUGACAUUUUAUUGAUUAUCUUCCGUAUGAUAUGUGGGAAAGAUGCUCGCAUAUGACAUCACAGAUCAAACAACUUAAUAUUCUAAUAAUUUUUUAUAUUCUUUGAUGGAUUUUUCUCAAACCUUCGCCAAUAUUUUUUAAAUUAUUUUUUCUGCUAUUUUCACACUAAACUCUUUGUUAGGGUGAACUGCCCCUUUAAUAAGCCAGUUCGUAGUUCCUUUCUGCGCAUGAUCAAAAGAUUCUGCGCAUGAUCAGAGGAAGGUCAUUUGUACUAGAAUGACAUGGUUUAAUGGUUUAAAAUCUAAUGAGAUAAGCACCAACUUUGAUGUCUUGAUUAUUCAUAUAUUCUUUUGAAUUGUGUUUUUCAUCUACAUCCAAAAACAACAACAAUGCGUCCACGGACGACUGGUAUUUCACAGUUUGCCAAGUACAUUGUGCAACAUGCUAUGAUAUGCAUUCAAAGUAGGAAUGCAACAAAUACCUUCAUAGAGUGUUCAUUUGUGUGAUAUUCUAGUCACCUGGUCUAUUCAAUUUCUUCAUCCUGCUAUGUAAGGCAUGCUUACGUAAUAUCUUGCUUUGAAAUCUGCCUAUCAUAAUGAAAGAAAUGAAAGGUCAUUUGACCCAAAUUGUCCAUGAAGUAACUACGAACUGGUCUAUUAUACAAUUGGUUUUAUCUUUGAUGUUUUAGGAACCCAGAUCAAAAAUUCAUAUUUCUGUGUAAAUUGCUCUUGAAGUGGAUUCACUUCCUUUGCAUUUUCACUUUCAUUUGCUAAAAUGAUGCAUCCGUUUAUAUUAUUUUAGACAUAUGUAAUAAGAAAUGUAUUAUAUAAUUAUGUUUCUUUAAUUAUAUACCAAAGCAAUAAAUCAUUUAGCGCAAAAUUCA